This is a messenger RNA of Anoplopoma fimbria (sablefish), 1888 nucleotides long. RefSeq names its product ADP-ribosylation factor-like protein 4D. The record is from RefSeq and is a predicted model, not a curated record. The transcript is spliced from 3 exons. Gene Ontology annotation, molecular function: GTPase activity; GTP binding. Gene Ontology annotation, cellular component: cytoplasm. Lineage: Eukaryota; Metazoa; Chordata; Actinopteri; Perciformes; Anoplopomatidae. The coding region runs from base 408 to 1016 and encodes 202 amino acids. Gene Ontology annotation, biological process: vesicle-mediated transport; intracellular protein transport.
UUCAAACAUGUCUGAACACGUUUACCCUUAAUCUGUUUGGUUGUGAAGCUCGUGUUUGAGCCUGUGUUUUUCUUUCAGAAUUACAAACAGGAGCUUACUAGUGUUAUCUAACCACCUAGCAUUCUCAUUAGUUGUCAAUACCAAAGGCCAGAACAGGCAUUGCAAGAUUCCUCGACUACUGGGUGACUGCAGCCGGCAGCCUGUCCCCAUCACCCUGCACCAGCCUUUGAAGUAAGGCCAGGAGUGUGAACUGCUCUCAGGCCAAACCGCUUUCUCCUUGCCAGGAAGCAAGUGAGACAAGGACACAGGAAAACAGCCAGAUAGUGCCAGUAAGGAAGACCUGCCAAAGGAUAUAAUUCAGUCCUAUAAAUCUUUAGAGGGAGUAUUCCACUUUACAGGACCUAAACAUGGGAAACCAGUUAACAGAAAUUGCCCCUACCACCCCGUUCCUCCCAAGCUUCCAAUCUUUACACGUCGUGGUGAUCGGUUUGGACUCAGCGGGGAAAACCUCCCUCCUCUACAGACUCAAGCUGCGGGAGUUCGUUGAGACGAUCCCCACCAAAGGCUUCAACAUGGAGCGGAUUAAAGUGCCCAUGGGGAACUCCAAAACCAACAGCACCGCGUUCCAGGUGUGGGACGUGGGCGGUCAGGAGAAACUGAGGCCCCUCUGGAAGUCGUACACAAGGCGGACGGACGGGCUAGUGUUCGUUGUGGACGCAGCCGAGGCAGAGCGCAUGCAGGAGGCCAAGUCGGAGCUCCACCGGAUCACCCGGUUGUCUGAGAACCAGAUGGUGCCGGUGCUGGUUCUGGCAAACAAACAGGACCUGGAUGGAGCCUUGUCAGCUUUAGAGGUGGAGAAGGGUCUGGGUCUCCACGAGCUAAGCUCGUCCACGCUGCACCACACACAGGGCUGCUCGGCGCUGAAUGGUCAGGGCCUGCAGCCCGGCCUGGAGAAACUCUACGAUAUGAUCCUGAAGAGGAAGAAGAUGCUGCGACACAGCAAGAAGAAGAGAUGAGGCGCAGUAUCGCAGCAGGGUCCCGGGUUAAUGGAGGUUUACCUUUUUGAACCAGCACUUGUCUGAGGACAUUUAUCAGCAGCCAACGCUGUAACACUUUUGGAACUUUACCAGGUGAAUCCAGAUGGCAGCCCGUCUGUACUUCUGACAAGUUGGAAUGACUUCAACCAAGUUCACACUUUGACACUCAACUCUGUCCCACGUGUUCCUUAACACGCUAGACAUUUGGGCAGACCUGCUUUCUUUGGGGCCAUGUCUGCCCUUGAGCAGUCUUCCCUCUCCUCGUGUUCCAUCCCCGAUCCUCAAAGGAGCAUGGCAGAAUUAUAGCUCGAGAGGGGGCACCAGAGGAAAACAUUUGCAAUAUAUGAUAAACACUCACUUCAAUAAUGAAGGAUAUUUUGUACCAAUACUUGUACAAACUGUAGUUCCAACAAAAACCCUGCAAAACUGGCCGGAGCAAAGUUCCUGUUCCUUUUCAAUGUUAGACUUUAUUCCAAAUCUUUAUGUUGCAUAAUGUUCACCCAAAUACCUGCUUAAGGAAUAUUAAAACAAACCCUUUUGUUGAUCAAAAGAAGAUUCUUAUGAUUAUUCUAGGUUAGAAACUGCCCAAUGGUCAGUUCGGCAUGUCAGUUAGGCAUAUCGUUUAGGACUGCGGUUAACCACCAGCGUUACAUUUACAGAACGACACACUGCGUCUGCAGAAUCCAGCCGUGCAAGUUAGAUAGUUCUUCACUCCUCACCAAAGUUAUUGUCACUGUUGGUCGUAUUUCCGGGUUGGCUGAAUGGUUGGUAAUUUCAAACGAGUAAUUGUUUUUUAUAUGGUGUGUAUUUUUAUUUUGUAAAAUGUCAACAUGAAUAAAUUAUUGAGCAAA